UUUUAUAAUUCUUAUUAACAAAUGACGUCAGAAUAACACAUGUGAAAUAAUUCAUGUAAAGUUAAUUUCUAAAACAAACUACUUUGUCAGUCGUUUCUUUGCAAACGAGGAAAUUAACAUGAAAGUACAAGGUUUUUAUAUACCGUCAAUUUACGACUAUGCGCCUUUAACUUUCUGUUAGAUUUUCCGACAAUAUACUUAGUAAUGGCCAUCUGACGACUUAUUUAAUUUUCGUUUAAAACCAAAAUGGAACGGCGUACAGGUGGAUGGAUACUGUUACUGCUGGUGAUCUGUUUCACAUACAGCCAAGCCCGGUUGUGUUUCAUCUGUGGAUAUAACGCACCGACAGACGGGAAAGUGGGCAUCAAUUGUGUGAACGAUACUUCUAAAGCAAGUGUUCAUACCAAUUGCUCCAACGACCGGGUGUGUACAUUCGAUGUCCAGUUCCUCAAAAGUUCCCUCGAGUUAGUGUCAGUGACCCGGAACUGUCUUCCGUCAUCCGCCCCUCGUUCCAACACGUGCUUAGACGACUGGACACACCGACAGUGUACAUUUUCAUGUAAUACGGACUUGUGUAACAACUUGACGGCCCAGGAGCUCAACAAUCGAUACGGCGACAGGGGAGCGAACUCUGCACAUUCCUCGGUCGAAAUUAUCUCCCUUGUUUCCAGUUCUCUCGUGGUGUGCGCUGUUUGGAUUGUAAAGACACGGAUUAGUCUCUAAUUGGUGUAAGACAUAUUACGGAACCUUGUACAUCCGUAAUCCGGAAAUCAAGAAAGAACGUUGUCUAGAUAUUGAUAUUAGAUACAUUAUACACACUUCGAGGAAAGGGAGACAAACAGAAAAUAUGUUUCUCUUUCCAGUUACUACACAAUAUCCCACGUAAGGUUCUACAAUUAAUAAACUAUUAAUCAUACAUUAUUACAGCUCUUAAUCACCAAGUUAAAACAAUUGUUAGGAUUUGAAUAAUUACUAUUUUCCAAUCAGUUUUAUGUUAAUAAGUUUAAUCUUAUCUUUUUCAAAACAUGGAUUUUUUGAGGUAUCUUAUGUAUGUUAUACAUGUGUCCUACACUGGACAUUCACGUGAGAUUAAUAGCAUAUUUCGCCCCUUUUGGUUUAAUAAAGGGAAUCUCUUAUCAUGGCGAGGUGUAUCCACGUCUACCCUAAUGUGAUGUUCAUUUACUAUUUGUCCUGUUGGGUCGUAGAUAAGGAAUUUAGUACCAAGAAAGAAGAUUCCUAAGUUGUCAAACACGACGCUCGCCAAGUGUUUGGCAACUGCGGUAUCUUAAAAACUAUUAACUCCUUCCCGAAGGUGGAGAUUCUCCCGUUUUAUCCAAAAAGAAUUGGAUUAUUCUUUUUCUCUUAUCCUGUUUGCUCUGUCAUCUGUUCAAUGUUGACAUUGACGUUAAUCAAGCGAAUGUUGUUUGAUCAAUGAUAAUUAUAUGCACUGCAUCCUCUGUCUAUCGUAAACUUUUCUAUAAGGAUUGCCUCCCUCCAUUGAUAUUCAACACAUGUUUCUUAUGCGUGUUUGGAAUGUGUCCUUAAUUCUUUUAUUCUUCUUAUGUUUUGUCAAUCAUUUUGUGUACGUCUAACACGUGUCAUAAAUAUUUGCGCACGGUUGAAAAGCGUUAUAAAUUCUCUUAAACUCCUGAAAUGUGUCAUCAAUACUUGAAUUCCGCUCAAAUUUAUCCUCAGCGUUUGUUUAUUCUGUUAAUGUUCUCAAUUCAAUUAUAACAUCAAUUAAUAGAUUUAGUUUGAAUUACCAAUCUUACAUUAUGUUUUAGUGUGAAUCUCUCAUGGAUAUGAAAUGGAAGUCAGUUCAGACAGCAUAUGCCGUUAAAUAGGUUGUGAUGUGAAGUCACAAAGAGAAAACAUAUAUUCCGUUUGGGCUAGGUUCUUAGUUCUCGGUGCGUUUGACGCUGGAUUCACGUUAACUAUAACAUCUGAAUGACUCACGAACACUCAUCUGGUGAAUUGAAUUGUAUAUUAUAAGAUAGGAAAAACGAUGUUAAUUUAUGAUAUGACAACAUAUCCAAAUAUCAGAGAGCGAUAUUUGUUGACUUUUUAAACAUGUCCAACCAUCAAUAACUAUUGCCUGUAUAUUAUAAGAUAAGAAAAACGAUAUAAAUUUAUGAUAUUACUACAUAUCCAAACUUCAGAAAGCGAUCUUUGUUGACUUUUAAACUUGUUCAACCAUCAAUAACUAUUGCCUAUGCACUCAUCUGGUGAAUUGACUUGUAUAUUAUAAGAUAAGAAAAACGAUAUUAAUUUAUGAUAUUACAACAUAUCCAAACAAGCAAAACAUCAAAUAGUGAUAUUAGUUUAAUAUGGUUUUUUUACAUGUUCAACCAUCAAAAAUUAUUCCUAUAAAUCAUGCCUUUACAUAUAUCUGGUUAUUGUUGUAUUAGUUUAUACUAUCUGUUGAUAUUAAGUGAUGAUAUUUGUUCAACCUUUAAUAAAACCGUUAACAUAAAAUUAUUGUACUUGUAUAUUGUAUAAUGUACUAGAUGUGAUAGUUAAACUAUUUGGGAGUGAUAGCAAUUGAUGAUAUUUUAUCAUGUUAACAUAUUACUAUUAAAGUACAAUGUCAUUUUCGUCUGUCCGCUUGUCUGUAAUGUCUGUUUUGUGAAAGAUCCCGCUGAUUUGUGAUUUAGUACGGCUUUGCUUUAUGGUAUUAAAGAUAU
This is a messenger RNA of Mizuhopecten yessoensis (Yesso scallop), 2684 nucleotides long. RefSeq lists its product as uncharacterized. The record is from RefSeq and is a predicted model, not a curated record. The transcript is spliced from 3 exons. NCBI's taxonomy places the organism in Eukaryota, Metazoa, Mollusca, Bivalvia, Pectinida, Pectinidae. The coding region runs from base 247 to 723 and encodes 158 amino acids.